Molecule: messenger RNA, 1530 nt
Organism: Melopsittacus undulatus (budgerigar)
Lineage: Eukaryota; Metazoa; Chordata; Aves; Psittaciformes; Psittaculidae
Gene: SPAG6
Product: sperm associated antigen 6
Exons: 11
Coding region: 4-1530 (508 amino acids)
Biological process (GO): epithelial cilium movement involved in extracellular fluid movement; filopodium assembly; sperm axoneme assembly
Cellular component (GO): sperm principal piece; microtubule cytoskeleton; acrosomal vesicle
Molecular function (GO): microtubule binding
Source: RefSeq, a predicted model, not a curated record
GCCAUGAGCCAGAGGCAGGUCCUGCAAGUUUUCGAGCAGUACCAGCGCGCCCGGAUGCAGUUCGUGCAGGCGGUGGCCGAGUUCGCCGCCCGGCCGCAGUACAUCGACACCCUCCAAGAUGCAGGUGUAAUGACUUUGCUGAGACCUCUUUUGCUGGAUGUCAUCCCAAAUAUUCAACAGACUGCUGCUUUGGCUCUCGGGAGACUUGCCAAUUAUAACGAUGCCCUGGCAGAGGCAGUCGUGAAGGGAGACAUUCUUCCACAGAUCCUGUGUUCGUUGUCUGAGCAGAAUCGUUUCUACAAGAAAGCAGCUGCCUUUGUGCUAAGAGCAGUUGGUAAACAUUCUCCACAGCUAGCUCAGUCAGUAGUUCAGUGUGGAGCAUUGGAAAUGCUUGUGAUUUGCUUGGAAGAUUUUGACCCUGGAGUCAAAGAAGCUGCAUCUUGGGCACUUGGGUAUAUUGCCCGACACAAUUCAGAACUGUCACAAGCUGUGGUGGAUGCAGGCGCUAUUCCUCUUUUAGUGCUCUGUAUCCAGGAGCCAGAAAUUGCUUUGAAAAGGAUUGCUGCUUCAACUCUCAGUGAUAUUUCAAAGCAUUCUCCAGAGUUAGCACAGACAGUAGUGGAUGCAGGAGCUAUCGCUCACUUAGCUCAGCUGAUCCUGAACCCUGAUGCUAAACUGAAGCGUCAGGUGCUGUCAGCUCUAAGCCAAAUAGCAAAGCAUUCAGUGGAACUUGCAGAGUUGGUGGUUGAAGCAGAAAUUUUCCCAGUUGUGCUCACAUGCCUGAAGGACUCAGAUGAAUAUGUCAAGAAAAAUGGUGCAACUUUAAUUAGAGAGAUAGUAAAGCACACGCCUGAGCUUUCACAGCUUAUAGUAAAUGCAGGUGGAGUUGCCGCUGUGAUUGAUUGUAUUGGCAGCUGCAGAGGGACUGUCAGGCUGCCUGGCAUCAUGAUGCUUGGUUAUGUAGCAGCUCAUUCGGAGAACCUGUCAAUGGCAGUGAUUGUCUCCAAGGGAAUACCACCACUGUGUGCCUGCUUGAUAGAGGAACAAGAAGAUCAUAUUAAGGCAGCAGCUGCCUGGGCCUUGGGACAGAUUGGAAGACAUACUCCUGAGCAUGCAUGUGCUGUUGCAGUAGCAAAUGUGCUACCCAUACUGCUUUCUCUGUAUAUGGAUACACGCAGUUCAGAAGAUCUUCAAAUAAAAACUAAAAGAGCCUUAAAGAACAUCCUUCAGAAAUGCACAUAUCUUCCAGCACUUGAACAACUGCUGCAUGAUGCUCCUCCCAAUAUUAUAAAACAUAUUGUUGGACAGUUUAGUAAGGUGUUACCACAUGACAGUAAAGCACGUCGUCUCUUUGUAACAACUGGUGGACUUAAAAAGGUUCAAGAAAUAAAAGCAGAACCUGGGUCACUUCUUCAGGAAUAUAUCAACACUAUUAAGAAUUGCUAUCCAGAGGAAAUAGUAAGGUAUUACUCCCCUGGAUAUUCUGAGAUACUUCUGGAAAGGGUGGAAAAUUACCAUCCAGUUUUAUAA